Molecule: messenger RNA, 1367 nt
Organism: Empidonax traillii (willow flycatcher)
Lineage: Eukaryota; Metazoa; Chordata; Aves; Passeriformes; Tyrannidae
Gene: ATP1B4
Product: ATPase Na+/K+ transporting family member beta 4
Exons: 9
Coding region: 111-1082 (323 amino acids)
Biological process (GO): sodium ion transport; potassium ion transport; regulation of DNA-templated transcription
Cellular component (GO): nuclear inner membrane; sodium:potassium-exchanging ATPase complex
Source: RefSeq, a predicted model, not a curated record
GUGAGGGGGCUGCAAAGGGCACCAGAUGGGAUCCUGUUGCGUUGAGCUCACCCCUCUUGGGAAAGCAAGUUAUUUUUUGAUCCACUCCUGAACGCUGAGCUUUGCAGGGGAUGGACAGGAACACCAGCACCAGAGGCAAGGAGGGCCAGUACAGGAGCCCCAGCCAGGAGGCAGAAAAUAAGCAUGAGGAGAAGGUCCAGGAUCCUGACAGAGGGAAGAACGAGACCAAAGCAGAGAUGGGGAGCAAAACCUGGGCAGACCUGGCUGGGGAGAUGAAGAUAUUCCUGUGGAACCCGGAGGAGAGAACAUGCCUGGGGAGAACAGCCAAGAGCUGGGGCCUGAUCUUACUGUUUUACUUUGUUUUCUACACGUGUCUGGCGGGAAUGUUUGCCUUUUGCAUGUACGUGAUGCUGCUCACGCUGAGCCCCUACACGCCCAGGUUCCGGGACCGUGUGUCUCCACCGGGAGUGAUGAUCAGGCCAUACUUGAAUGGGUUCACCAUUGCCUUCAACGUCUCUCAGCCCAACACGUGGCAGCCCUAUGUGGACAACAUGCACCACUUCCUAGCAGCUUAUGAUGACAAAGUUCAAGAAGAGAAGAACAUCGAGUGUGUCUCGGGACAGUACUUCAUCCAAGGGGGUGAUGACAGUGAGGAGAAGAAGGCCUGUCAGUUCAAGCGCUCGCUGCUGCAGAACUGCUCCGGCAUCGAGGACCCAACGUUUGGGUACUCCAAAGGCCAGCCCUGCAUCCUGCUGAAGAUGAACCGGAUCAUAGGCUACCGCCCUGGUGCUGGGGUCCCUGUGAGCGUGGACUGCAAAGUGCAGAAAGGCAAUGAGAGCCAUCUCAGGUCCGUGGACUUCUACCCUGGGAACGGGACGUUUGACCUCAUGUAUUAUCCCUACUACGGCAAGUUCACUCAUGUCAACUACACAUCCCCACUGGUGGCCAUGCACUUUACAGACGUGGAGAAGAAUCACUUGGUCCCCAUUCAGUGCAGUCUGAAUGGCAAAGGGAUUAUCAACGACCUUAACAGCGACCGUUUCCUGGGCCGAAUCAUCUUCACACUCAGCAUCGGGAAGUAGCCACUGCCAACACCAGGCACUUAGGUUAAGUCAAUUAGAGCCUUUUUCCUUUUUAAAGCAUCAAGCCAGCAUUUUUUCAGCUAGGAAAAACAGGCACAUGGAGAUUAUUGUUAAUUUAUUUCUUGUUCAUAGUUAGGAAACAAAUGAAAAGCAACGGAGCAUGGAUCCACGUUUUUCAUCACCUGAUGUAAAUCAUUAUUAGUAAAAAUUGAGUUAUCUCCUGGGCAGAGAACCUGCAAAAGCAUUUCAGUUCUGAUUCAAAAAAACUCCAGUAUCCGAAAGCUA